AAAUUUCAAGUGUUUUAUUGAAACCGUGUUUUAAUUGUGAAAUAAAUUUACAAUUAAUUUAAUAAUUAAUUAAAACAUGAAUUCAUUGUCUUUAAUGCGUUUUGUGGCCAAAAAUGGCUGUAAUCCAUUGAUUGCGAGACAAUUAUCACUCCAUUCGGUCCGAUGUAUGGCCGCGAAGCCGAUGGCGAGUCCGCUGUCCGUCCAGAACCGGCCGAAGAGCGGCGAAUCGACGACAACAGCUCUUAUCGCCCGAUCGUUACAACAGUCACCACAACAACUGUCCACCAGAUGGUCGUCAUCGGCGGCCCAGAGUCACAGUCACGCAAAACUCUGGUCAAUCGAGCGGUACGUCUCGAUGGCACUGUUGGGCGUAAUACCGGCCGCUCUGGUCGUACCGAAUCCGGCGCUCGACUACCUGCUGGCCCUCUCACUCGUGGCGCACAUCCACUGGGGUCUGGAGGCCAUUGUCGUGGACUACAUCCGGCCGUCGAUCUUCGGCGCUUUUAUACCCAAAGUAAUGGUGGCCUACGUAUACAUGCUGUCCAUCGCGGCGUUGGCCGGACUUUUCUACUUCAACUACACGGACGUGGGCUUAGGUGUGGCCAUACGUAUGGCCGCUAAGAUGUGA
Messenger RNA from Medioppia subpectinata, 628 nucleotides. NCBI's taxonomy places the organism in Eukaryota, Metazoa, Arthropoda, Arachnida, Sarcoptiformes, Oppiidae. The record is from the annotation of a GenBank genome assembly.